Molecule: messenger RNA, 1704 nt
Organism: Aspergillus pseudoviridinutans
Lineage: Eukaryota; Fungi; Ascomycota; Eurotiomycetes; Eurotiales; Aspergillaceae
Exons: 5
Coding region: 1-1704 (567 amino acids)
Biological process (GO): DNA-templated transcription
Cellular component (GO): nucleus
Molecular function (GO): DNA binding; zinc ion binding
Source: RefSeq, a predicted model, not a curated record
AUGGCUGGGACCGCUGUCGAGGACAGUAAAGAGGACUUCAAGGUCUUGGGGUACCUCCCUGAGGUUCAAUCGGGAGAGCAUAUGAGCGGAGAUUCUGCUGCAAUUUCAAAGAAGCCAGGAGGAACGUAUUCUCCGGAAAUGGAGAAUGCGUUACGUGUAAUCCCACCAAAGCCUUAUACAGAUAUUUUGGUACAACACUAUAUCCGUGAAACGAACUCGCAGUACUAUUGCCUAUAUCCACCCAUGUUCCUACGUGAUUACUCUGCAUGGUGGACGGGUAAAACCAGCGGUCAGCAGUUGACUGCGGAGUUUACCUGUCUAUUGAUACGGACAUGUGCAUGUGCAGCAUUGUUCCUCGAUCCUGGAUUAAAGCAGAAGCUCGAAAUGGAGUUGGGAGAAAGUGUUGAGAGCCUUUCUGAGCGAUACCAUCAUGCGGCCAAACAACUGAGCAGCACUAUUCCCCCAGGGAAAGGGGGACUAACACAGGUUCAGCAACUAUUUCUCACAGCAGCCUGGUAUAAGGCUGAAGCCAUGUUUGUUGAAUCUUGGCAUGUCUUGAGCUCCGCCAUCCACGAGGCCCAAGAGUUGGGCAUGCAUAAGAGCCUUUCCAAGGUAGGACUUCCAGAAUUUGACCUGGAAAUGAGGCGACGUAUGUGGUGUAUCCUGUAUAGUUGGGACUGGCAAAUGUCCCUCAUGCUAUCCCGCCCCUUUAUCAUUAACAGCAAUUACUGCUCCUUUGAAAUGCCCAAUGUGAGGUUGGAAAGCGACCAUAUUGAAGCAGACGUGCCUUCGGCUAUAGUCCACAUCGCACUCCAGUGCCAACUCGGCCAGGCCUUAUCCAAGAUACCAGGGGUAAUGGGUGGAACAAUGACUCCCGCAAUCGCCAUCACUGUUCAACAAGAGACCGAGAAAUGGCUUGCUUCAUUUCCGCCUGCUUAUAGGCUUGUCAAUCCUGACAUGCAAUGGGACCAUGAUUACAAAUACGUGGAGGUGCAACGCAAACAGCUGCAUACUAUUGCCUAUCUGGUCAUGCUUAUGCCAUUGAAACAAUGUCUCACAAGAGACGUACAUCAAGACACCUCCUCUAUCGAGAAGAGUCUCCAGCCCACUGCCAUUGACAUUGCACUGAAAUUGGUCAAGGCAGCUCACCAACUCCUUGAUUGCAUGUUGCCCCUACAUGCGAAAUUUCAUUUUGCCCCGUUCGCAAUGUUCGACACAGCCGCCAGCCUAUGUUCAGCCAUCAUCCACGACCAUGGACGACGUCUCCCUCAGCGAGACGAGGUUAUUGAAGCAAUCAGUGUGACUCUGCGCACACUAGAACAGAUCACCCACGACACGAAAACCGCCGCAAUAUGCUACUCAGUGCUCUCAAAACUUGUCAACAGACUCUCCUUGACCCCAGAGGAGGAAUUGAUCCUGCGCUCCAAAUCAUCCGACAUCCCACGUACAGGGGUGAAGAAGCCUUCUGACUCUCAGUUGACUUUGGAUGCGGUCCCUAGCAUCGACUUUGGCAUUAAUAACAAUCUGCAGCCUUUAGACGCACACAGCCCUGAGAUGUAUGCUUCCACAAUGUCAGGUUAUUCCUCCCUGGAGCCACUGGCGCCUCCGUCCACGGACCUUCAAGAGCUUUUCAACAUGGAUCUUGGUGAAUUAGGCCAGAUUUGGGAUAUGGAGAAUCUCGGUCUUGAUUUUCCACUGGCCUAG